CAAGUGAAGGAAUGAAGGAAGAAGGAGGAAAUUGUUGACCUUGGAUAUCAUCAUUUCUGGGGACAACUCUAACUGGAUACCAAGAUUUCUGACCUUAAGAACUUCAUGGCAGAUGCAGAAGGGACAAAAUUUAUAGGAUCCAUAUUAUCCACUAUUUCCUGAGCACAAAAGAAAAUGAUUGAGGCCCAGGAAUCACUAACACUGGAGGAUGUGGCUGUGGAGUUCACCUGGGAGGAGUGGAAGCUCCUGGGCCCUGUUCAGAAGGACCUGUACUGGGACGUGAUGUUGGAGAACUAUAACCAUCUGGUAUCACUGGGGUAUCAAGCUAGCAAACCAGAAAUACUCUCCAAGCUGGAACAAGGAGAAGAACCAUGGAUAAUAGAAGAUAAAACCCAGAAUAGAACCUGUCCAGAUAUCAGGAAAGCUGACAGACAUCUGCAAGGGCACUCUCAGAGCCAAAGAUUUCUGAAGAACAUGCAACAAUGCAAUGAAAAGAAUACACUUAGAAAUAUUGUUCAUCUGAGCAAAACACAUUUUUCUGUAAUCCAAAAUCAUGAUAUGUUUGAUUUAUACAGAAAAACUUUGAAAUCAAGUUUAAGUUUAGUCAACCAGAAGAGAAGACAUGAAGUAAAGAACCCCAUUGAGUUUAAUAGAGGUGAGAAAACCCUUCUACAUAGUACACAUGAACUUAAAUUCUGUGGAAGUACAAAAUGCAUGGGUACUAAAUUCCAAGUCCUGAAGCAUCAGAUGACUCACAGAAUUGAGAAAGCCCAUGCAUGCACUGAUUGUGAGAAAACCUUCUUCAGGAAGUCUCAGCUCAUUUGCCAUGAGAUGAUUCAUACAGGAGAGAAACCAGGAAGUGGUCAGUGUGAGAAAUCAUCCAGGAGUCUCAUGUUCACUAAGCAUCACAGAAUUCAUACAAGAGACAAACCCUAUAUACCCAAUGAAUAUAGGAAAGGCUCUACUGUGAAGAGCAGUCUUGUUGUACAUCAGCUAACCCAUACAGGAGAGAAAUCCUAUAUAUGCAAUGAGUGUGGAAAAGGCUUUACAAUGAAGCGCUAUCUAAUUGCUCAUCAACGAACUCAUAGUGGAGAGAAACCUUAUGUAUGCAAUGUAUGUGGAAAGGGUUUCACCGUAAAGAGCAAUCUCAUUGUACAUCAGCGAACUCAUACGGGGGAGAAACCAUAUAUAUGCAGUGAGUGUGGAAAAGGCUUCACUAUGAAGCGUUAUCUUGUCGUACAUGAGCGAACUCAUACUGGAGAGAAACCCUAUACGUGUAGUGAAUGUGGGAAAGGCUUCACUGUGAAGAGCAAUCUCAUUGUACAUCAGCGAUCUCACACUGGGGAAAAAUCUUAUAUAUGCAAUGAAUGUGGAAAAGGCUUCACUGUGAAGCGCACUCUCAUCAUACAUCAGCGAACUCAUACGGGAGAGAAAUCUUAUAUAUGCAACGAGUGUGGAAAAGCCUUCACUACAAAGCGCACUCUCAUUAUACAUCAGCGAACUCAUACUGGAGAGAAGCCUUAUGAAUGCAAUGAAUGUGGUAAAGCAUUCAGCCAGAAGAUAUGCCUCAUACAACAUGAGAGAUGUCAUACAGGAAAGACUCCGUUUGUAUGUACCGAGUGUGGAAAAUCCUAUUCGCACAAAUAUGGUCUCAUUACCCAUCAGAGAAUUCACACAGGAGAGAAACCUUACGAGUGCAAUGAAUGUGGAAAAGCCUUCACCACAAAGUCAGUACUCAAUGUACAUCAAAGAACUCAUACAGGAGAGAGACCAUAUGGAUGUAGCAAUUGUGAGAAAGCCUUCUCCCACUUGUCAAACCUUGUUAAACAUAAGAAAAUGCACACAAGGGAAAUGGGUAGAUUCAGUCAAGUUGAAAAUUGCUUUAACAGAGAGUCACAGCUUAUUACUUACAAAUGAACUCAUGCCUAUUGAUGCAAUGACUGUGGAAAUGCCAUCUGUGGCAACUCACACUUCAUUAAAUAUCAGUGUGUUUCUAGGGAGAUUGGAUGUAAUCAUGGUACUGCCUAUUGUCAGAUAUGUGCUCUCAGGAGUUAAAGAGUUUACCCAGGAGAUAAACAUGGUGAAUACAGUAAAAUAUGAUAGUGCCUUUAGCAAUCCUUUACCUCACAUUUGCUGUCAGUGAAAACAUGUUGGAUAAACCCUAAUUCAUCUAAUGUGAUGCCUUGAGCAAAACUUCUAGUUCCUAUAUCUGAAAAAUGUAUAGUGAGACAAAUUCUGUGAAUGCAGAGACAGAAAAGCCUUCUGUGGGAAGGUAGACUAGUCAGGGUUCAUCAUAGAUCAUCACUGAGCUCAUUAUUGAUAGAAAUGUAAUGACCAUGGCAAAGUCGUUACUGAGUGAGUGUCAGUUUACAUUGGAGAAUAAUGUUAAAAUGACUGUAUAUAUGACAGGAUUUUUUGUGGUAAAUUCUGCUUCAUCAUUUGUCAGGAAAUGAAAUAGAAAACAAAUGUGUUCUGUCCAAUAGAUAUAUAAUGUGAAAAACAAAUAAAAUUUAAAAAGAAAAUAAAA
Molecule: messenger RNA, 2527 nt
Organism: Galeopterus variegatus (Sunda flying lemur)
Lineage: Eukaryota; Metazoa; Chordata; Mammalia; Dermoptera; Cynocephalidae
Gene: ZNF614
Product: zinc finger protein 614
Exons: 4
Coding region: 175-1917 (580 amino acids)
Biological process (GO): regulation of DNA-templated transcription
Source: RefSeq, a predicted model, not a curated record